Molecule: messenger RNA, 1745 nt
Organism: Labrus bergylta (ballan wrasse)
Lineage: Eukaryota; Metazoa; Chordata; Actinopteri; Labriformes; Labridae
Gene: otol1a
Product: otolin 1a
Molecular function (GO): protein binding
Source: RefSeq, a predicted model, not a curated record
ACAGGGCAAUAUAAGGACAGGGGAAGCCUCCAUCCAUCACUAGCUGGAGGAGAUGGAAUGAAGAGUCAACAGCAUCUUCAUCAGCAGAAUUUGUUGUCAAGCCCUCAGCAUGCCAUCCUCUCGUCUAGUCUUAUUGUCUCUCCUUGUGGUUCUGAUGGCCAUGCUGACCUCCAGCGCCAGAACCACACGCUGGCCCAGACCUCAAAGCACCAAGAAGCCCCCUCGAGCUGGAAGCGGAGGUGGAGGAUUUAGGCGGACAACCACCACUACCAUGUCCCCUUCCAGUAUGCACACAGAUGAGACAACUGAGGUCAUGAUGGAUGCCUACUCCCUGUCCCCUACAGAUAGCACCACCUACUCCAGUGACACUUACCCCACUGAUUUCCCCACUGAUGCCAUAGCACCCCCAGGUAACAGCCCUGGAAACUUCACCCUCGACUACAACGAAUGCUUCUUCAACUCCUGUGAGUGCUGUCCUCCUGAGCGAGGCCCUGCAGGGCCUAUGGGAGAGAGAGGGUUACCAGGACCACCAGGAGAGAGGGGCCCUCUUGGGUUACCAGGAGGUAAGGGGGAAACAGGGCACCGAGGACCUCCAGGACCAGCAGGACUACCUGGAGCCAAUGGACUCAUUGGCGACAUAGGUGAUAAAGGAGCUCAAGGACCAAUGGGUGUCCCUGGUACCCCUGGGAUCCCAGGAAAACCAGGAGAGAGGGGUGAUCCGGGCCCCAGAGGAGAGAAAGGUGAACGUGGCUUCAGUGGUCUGAAAGGGGACCCGGGAGAAAAAGGAGAGCCUGGCCUGAAUGGGACCAAGGGCAGCACCGGGCGAGAGGGGCCUAUGGGUCCCCCUGGGGUAGCUGGAACAAAGGGUCAGAAAGGGGAACAGGGAUUCUCAGGCGAGCGUUUACCAGGCGAGAAAGGGGAUGUAGGUGAGCGUGGGCCCCCUGGUCCAAGGGGUGGGUUGGGGCCCGCAGGCGUUAAUGGAACUAACGGUGCAAAAGGUGCAAGAGGGGAACCCGGACCCCCUGGAGGGAAGGGGGAAACUGGUGCAAGAGGACCUCCAGGACCUCCAGGAGGGAGGGGGAUGGUGGGGCAGAGGGGGGAGAGGGGGCCUAAAGGAGGGCGUGGGCCUCGGGGCCCUAAAGGUUCGCCAGGGGAGAGUGUGGAGCAGGUUCGCUCUGCGUUCAGUGUCGGCUUGUUCCCCAGCAGGUCCUUCCCUCCACCCAGCCUGCCUGUGAAGUUUGACAAGGUUUUUUAUAAUGGGGAGGGGCACUGGGACCCCGUUCUUAGUAAGUUCAAUGUCACCUACCCAGGGGUCUACUUAUUCAGCUACCACAUCACCGUACGAAACCGGCCUGUACGUGCUGCCCUAGUGGUGAAUGGGAUACGGAAGUUGCGGACUCGGGACUCCCUGUACGGCCAGGACAUCGAUCAGGCAUCGAACCUGGCACUGCUGCAGCUAAACGAAGGCGACCAGAUAUGGCUCGAGACGCUCAGAGACUGGAAUGGGGUGUACUCCAGCAACGAGGACGACAGCACCUUUUCUGGCUUCCUGCUUUAUCCAGACUUAAAGAACAAACCUCCUGCUGUGGAAAACAUGUAACUGUAGCUCUUAUUGUAAUUUCCUUAAGCCUGUUGCACUGCUCUGCCAGAUUAAUGUGAUACAGCUCAUUUCUGCUGGCUAGUGUCAUGCUUGUCACACCAAACAUUCUGCUUUCCUUGCUGUAUUUGUAGAUGGAUGAGGCCAU